AGGAGACUGUAUAGUCUACUUGGAGCGCACUCUCACUUGAAUCUAAAGCAGAUGGACAGCGAGCGAACGACCAUCACCUCCUUAUUGCACACCAAUCCAUCAUAUAUUUUUUGUGGAAAAUGUUCAACUAAAGCCGGUGAGAGUAGGUUAAAAGCUUUUGUAAAGUGUGCACUGUUUUGGAGAGGAUACCCAGAUCCUUGCGCAGCGCGUUAUUGGCCAUGGAGUCCUUUACGCACUGCAGAUAACAAGUAUUUGUGAAAUUAAGAAAACAAAGUAAUGGAUCAAAUCUGCAAGUGAUUUUUACACGCUCUGGUAAAGUUAUGGCCGCGCUACGGAGGAAAUUUGGGGAGGACUAUCAGGUUGUGAAUACAAACCGUGACACCACCGCUUUUUCAGCACCUGUCAAAAAGAAACGCCAGCGGUUCGUGGAGAAGAACGGCCGUUGCAACGUGCAGCACGGGAACCUCGGCGGGGAGACCAGCCGAUAUAUCUCCGACCUCUUCACCACCUUGGUGGACCUCAAGUGGCGAUGGAACUUGCUUAUCUUUGUUCUGACCUAUACAGUAGCGUGGCUGGUCAUGGCUUCUAUGUGGUGGAUCAUCGCCUACAUCAGAGGGGAUAUAAACCAUGGCCACGACUCGUCCUAUACCCCCUGCGUUGCCAACGUUUACAACUUCCCCUCCGCUUUCCUAUUCUUCAUAGAGACCGAGGCCACCAUCGGCUACGGCUACCGCUACAUCACGGAGAAAUGUCCGGAGGGCAUCAUUCUCUUCUUGUUCCAGUCGCUGCUGGGGUCCAUCGUGGACGCCUUUCUGAUCGGCUGCAUGUUCAUUAAAAUGUCCCAGCCCAAGAAGCGCGCAGAGACGCUUAUGUUUAGCCAGGACUCAGUGAUCUCGCAGCGCGACGGAAAACUGUGCCUCAUGUUCCGUGUGGGCAACCUGCGAAACAGCCAUAUGGUGUCCGCGCAGAUCAGGUGCAAACUCAUAAAGUCUCGUCAGACCCCGGAGGGAGAGUUCCUACCCCUGGACCAGUGUGAGCUGGAUGUGGGUUUUGGGACGGGUGCGGACCAGCUCUUCCUAGUGUCACCUCUCACCAUCUGCCACGAGAUCAAUCCUAAGAGCCCUUUCUUUGACCUGUCCCAGCGCUCCCUCAUGAACGAGCAGUUUGAGAUCGUUGUCAUCCUGGAGGGCAUUGUGGAGACCACAGGUAUGACGUGUCAGGCGCGGACGUCCUACACUGAGGAUGAGGUGUUGUGGGGCCACCGCUUCCUGCCCGUCAUGUCUCUGGAGGAGGGAUUCUUCAGGGUGGACUACUCCCAGUUCCACAGCACUUUCGAGGUCAACACCCCACCCUACAGCCUCAAGGAGCACGAUGAGAAGUCCUCCCUGCCUUCGCCCCUCUCCACCCCCACGCUGGGCGAGAGCCACGGUGCCGCCCGACGUGCCCGUGUCUUCUCUGUGGACUGCAUCAACACUACGGACCGGGAGGAGCGGGCGGGACAGUCCAGGUUGCCCAGUAAGCUUCAGAGGAUGAGCUCAUCUGGGAAGGAGGACCUACAGAGGAAGGUUCUGAUGCUGAGCUCCCAGCACUCUGAGAAGGCCUGCAGUACUGGAGACCUGCCUCUCAAGCUGCAGCGUCUCAGCUCCUCCCCCGGCCCAGAGGCUGCAGCUCGGCUGCAGCUCAAGGCCUUGAAGGUGGGCUUUGAACCCAUGACCCAGUCCACUGGAGACCUGCAGCUGCCUCCCACACCAGCCCCUGUCCCCACUCGCAUCCACACCCCUCUGCCCUCAAGAGGGGGCCGACCAGAGGACAACCUGCCGGCCAAAUUACGCAGGAUGAAUGCUGACCGCUGAGGUCAUCAUGACCAGACUUUGCAUGCAUCCCAAAUGGAACCCUAUUCCCUAUAUAGUGCACUACUUUUGACCAGGGAAUAGGGUGUCAUUUGGGACGCAUCCCCAGAGUCUAACUUCUCUUUGACAACACAUCAAACUAUGGAGAGACAGAAAAUGGAAUGUGACUGAAUAUACUGAAAGACAAUGAUAUGGAAGGAAAAAAAACUAUGAUGGGCGUUGUGUCACUGUUUUCUGGUUUUUCAAACACAACCUUUACUGGAAUUACUGUGAUAUGUGGGUGUUUUAUAGCAACAGUGUUCAUACUGGUCACACACACAAACACACACACACACUCACACGCUCAUCUUUCCAUCAUCACCCACACACUCUACACAAUUGUGCAUGUAUACAAUCAAUCCAUCUGAAUGCACUACAUACCCCCUCUCUUAGUUUUAAACAUAUAAAAUAUAUUUAAGAUGAUAAUACGUGGUGUACCUGCAACUCCUUUGUCUAUAUUCUAGUUUCCAUCAACGGGAACAUCUACUUAGCUAAGAAAUACAGUCAAAAUGCAAUCUAACUUGUUAUUAUUCAUAAUUGGGGCAGUAUGUUAUAGUAAUCUGUUACUCGUUAGUUUAUAUAAUACCUUUGUUUUUACAUUCAAUAGGUAGUUGAUGGCCUAAUCUUAGCUGCUGGAGUGAAACACUUUCCAUAACUCCUUUGAACAGAGUCAGACACAGUGGAUAAUGAGCUUUGCUGAUACCAGAGAGAAACACAGAGUCUUCAUCCCAAAUGGCACCCUAUUCCCUAUAUAGUGGAGUGCACUACUUUUGACCAGGGCCAAUAGGGAAUAGGGUUCAAUUUGAGAUGCAGACAGAGGCUUAUCCUUGGUGGUGAUUGACUGGUGUUUGGGAGUGGAGGAUGGGGAGUGAUACAGUGGAGGAAGUGUCCAUCCCCUUCAGACGGGCAGAGACAGGCAGCAUGGCUAAACAAACACAAACAGACACACUCUUUCAAUUGUCUUGAUGCCCAUGGUAGCUGAAGAGAAUAAUGAUUAUUAUACAGAAUAGGAUAUACAUUAGCCACAAGACUUCUCUCACAAUGAAGUCUCCAUGAUAAAGUCCAACGGCAGACUUAAAGGACAGAAGCUUUGAAAUGGACACAACCUUUUACUCCUCCGAACAAAUGGAGAGGAAAAAGUGGAAAGGGAGAGAGCAAGGGAGGAGGACAGAGAGAAAAUAAAGAGUGGAGCUGGUCACCUGAGCUCAGGGACAGAGAGCAGCGUAGGCUUUGGGAGGAUUAGUCCAUGUCUGCAUCCCAAAUGGCCCAUAGGGCUCUGUUUAAAGAUUUGCACUAUAAAGGGGAAUGGGGUGCUAUUUGGCACGCAACCAAUACAGGCCUCUGUGGGAUUUAGCACUCCUAUGAGUAGAGGGGUCAGACCAAUGGAUGUAUGAUAGUUACACCCACCCACCAAGCCCUAAUUUCUCCACCAACGCCACAAAGGGAGGAGAAUCGAUCAGGGGAAUUCGAUUUUCCCUGCUUGUGUGGCACGCCUGAAGGGACCUGCGUGGAGCGAUCUCUAGCCUCUGGUAAUGAAUUCCUCACUGCGUUCGCCCACUCAGAGUUUAGGCUAGAGCCUAACCUGAUCCACACGAUCCAACCUUUUCAUUUAGCAGCAUAAAGAGUCUGUAAGUGUGUGUGUAUCUCAUCGCUUACACACUUAAAUACUACACUCCUUCCACUGGCUCAGCAAAGGAAAAGUCACCCAAUCACACUACAACAAUGAAUAGAAAUAGCCUCAUUACCGUAAGAGGAAGGGGCCAAGUGAACGGGACUGAGCUCAAUCUACACCUCUUCAGAAGAUGAUUACAAUACACUCUAAUAUUAUGGUCACAGACCAUAUGCACUUAACAAAGAUGACAUACUGUGUGAACGAAUCGAUGCACCACACAAGAGCGCAUUACUCUCAUAUACAGAUGUAGGCUCCUCAUUUGAUCACCCUGUUGCAGGAGAACUUUCCUGCAGUAAAGAAAAUGUUUAAUUUAUAGUGCAUUUGAGAUU
Messenger RNA from Coregonus clupeaformis (lake whitefish), 3890 nucleotides. RefSeq names its product G protein-activated inward rectifier potassium channel 1. NCBI's taxonomy places the organism in Eukaryota, Metazoa, Chordata, Actinopteri, Salmoniformes, Salmonidae. The coding region runs from base 321 to 1853 and encodes 510 amino acids. The transcript is spliced from 3 exons. The record is from RefSeq and is a predicted model, not a curated record. Gene Ontology annotation, cellular component: plasma membrane. Gene Ontology annotation, molecular function: G-protein activated inward rectifier potassium channel activity. Gene Ontology annotation, biological process: potassium ion import across plasma membrane; regulation of monoatomic ion transmembrane transport.